Ostreococcus tauri is the source of this 1485-nucleotide messenger RNA. RefSeq names its product Saccharopine dehydrogenase / Homospermidine synthase. The transcript has 2 exons. The coding region runs from base 1 to 1485 and encodes 494 amino acids. Lineage: Eukaryota; Viridiplantae; Chlorophyta; Mamiellophyceae; Mamiellales; Bathycoccaceae. The record is from RefSeq and is a predicted model, not a curated record.
AUGGAGAGCGAUUACGGCGUCGUCAAUGGAUUCGAUGAGCCGCCACACGCGUACAUUAAGUCGCUGCUGUCGCGGAAGAUUAUCGAAAAGAAGCUGGCCAAGAAGUUUUUCUCCGGAGACGUUGCGCGGGUGGAGAACGAGUACGACUCGAUCUCCGAGGAGGAUUUGGAGAAGUUUUUCAUCGAUGAGUUCGGCGGUGGGACGUUUCGCGCCGGACGGGAGUACUCGUUCGUGCUGUACGGUGGGAGCGGGUACACUGGAUCACUGUGCAUGGAGUACAUCUUGAAGAACGUGUCCGACCUCGGGGAGCGCGUGACGUUCGCCUUGGCGGGACGGAGUGAGGCGAAAUUGCGAGCGCGUUGGAAGGAGGUGACGGAGCGGCAUCCGACGAAUUACGAGCCAGGAUUCAUUACGUGUGACUUGAGCGAUCCGGUAGCGAUUCGAGCGAUGGUGAUCAGCGCUCGAGCCGUGGUGAACAUUGCGGGCCCGUUCAUGCUCACCCCCGCAGACAUGCUGGCUGAAGCAUGCAUAGAGUACGAUACCGAUUACAUCGACGUGAACGGAGAGGUCCCGUUCACGAAAAAGCUUCUGAAGUAUCACGAUUGGGCAAAGGCGAAUCGCGUUCUCGUCGUUCCGAAUUCUGCGGGCGCUGGCGGGAUUCCAGACGUCGGGUGCUAUUACACGGUCCGCGAACUGCGGAACAAACUCAGCCAAGAAGUGUCUGUGAGCAAGAUGCACAUGUAUCUCUACGGAAGCGCCGCCGGGGCGCCUUCUGGAGGGACGCUUGCGACGCGGGCUGCAAUGAAUGCCGCGAUGAAGGACGUCGCCGGUUUGAUGGCCAAUCCGUUCGCUCUCGGUGGCUCCAUCGACGGUGGACGUCGACCUGAAGACGCCGAUCGCAAUCUGAGUCAAGUGGAGUACGAUGAAGAGUACGACGCGUGGAAGGCACCGUUCACGUACGCCUUUUACGAGACUCGAUUGGUGCGACGCUCAAACUGGCUCAUGCGUGACCUCGGGAUGAGCCCGUACGGUCGCCAGCUCAACUAUCUCGAGCAUCUCAUCAUGCCCAGUGAAGAAUCCGCUCAAGCCUUGCAAAAGUCCAACACUAGCUCCAAGGCGGAGGAGGAAAAGCUCCGCAAGGAGGGACGUCUGUUCAAACUCGGUCAAGGUCUCGAUGAGCAGGCACGAGAAUCAAUUUGGUCAGAGUAUUGGUUCGACGCGUGCACGGCCACGGGAGAAAGAAUCCGAACACGUCUCACCGGUAAAGAUGGCUACGAUGAGACCGCGCACAUGUCCAUCGAACUUGCCAUUCUCUGCUCGGAGUACCGCGAAAAGCUUCCAUUUAAGGGAGGUGUGCUCACGCCAGGCGUCGCCGGUGGCGACGCCUACAUCGAAGCGCUCCACGCCACCGGUCUGCGCUUCGAAGUUAUGGCCGACGACGCAAAGGUCGACUUUUCUCUCAUGAUCGCCGAGAAUAAAAGCUAG